AUGUUUUUGCAAAAGGAAUUGCAUUUGAUGCGGAAUGUGGAACUUCUGUGCGAGGAGAUCAAACAGAAGGAGAAGGUGGUGAAUCUGUUGUUCUUGAGUAUUGGGACGCUGGAGUAUGGGAAAGAUACGGAAGAAGGGCUCCACUACCCCAGCGCCUUGACCUUGUACGCCCGUAACCACAUCAUCUCUCGCCUCCUGCCGCUCCUCCAGCGCGCAAAGCACCUGCGCAGAGUCGUUACUGUCUUCUUUGGUGGCGGCUGGGAAGGCAGUAUAGAUUUCUCGGACUUUCAAUCCCGAGGUCAAAGCCGGAUGAGGAGCCAGGGGCAGAUGGCUGCUAUCACGACUCUCGGCUUACUCGUGGCGUCAGGAAUCGCGAGAGGCGAGAUUGGAUGGUUCAUGCGGACGCUGAAAGUCAUCGCGCAUGUUCUUGCUCCAUUGGUGGAUAUUCCAUUUGCUGAGGCGGGCGAGCGCUUCGUUUUCCUCUGCACUAGUGCGCGGUAUGCGGAUGGUGGCGUCGAUGGGACUCUGUUACUUGAGGGGCUGGAGAUUGGGAAGGGUGUUGAUGGGAUUGAGGGUAGUGGAGUCUUUUCGGUGGAUGAGAAGGGCGAAUAUGCUGGGCCGAAGUUGGUGAAUUUGGUUAAGGAGAUGGAGAGGAGAGGAGAGGUUGAGAAGGUCGGGAUGAUGUUGGCAGGGGGUAGUAUGAAGGCGAUGCUUCUUGAACUUUGA
Messenger RNA from Recurvomyces mirabilis, 726 nucleotides. RefSeq lists its product as uncharacterized. The record is from RefSeq and is a predicted model, not a curated record. Bases 1 to 726 code for a protein of 241 amino acids. The transcript is spliced from 3 exons. NCBI's taxonomy places the organism in Eukaryota, Fungi, Ascomycota, Dothideomycetes, Mycosphaerellales, Teratosphaeriaceae.